AUGUUCAACAACGGGCCCCUGUGCAACAUCCAGGGAAGCUGGGCCAUCAAACGCCGGCAAGGCGGCAAGACGGAGGGGCGGAGAAUGUUCAAUAACAGGCCACUGUACAACAUCCAGAGUAGGUUUUUAGAUGCUAGGCUGCUAUUAGAGGAGAAUGUUCAACAACGGGCCCCUGUGCAACAUCCAGGGAAGCUGAUCAAACGCCGGCAAGGCGGCAAGACGGAGGAGAGGAGAAUGUUCAACAACGGGCCCCUGUGCAACAUCCAGGGAAGGAGAAUCUUCAACAACAGGCCCCUGUGCAACAUCCAGGGGCGAAGAAUGUUCAAUAACAGGCCCCUGUGCAACAUCCAGGGAAGGAGAAUCUUCAACAACAGGCCCCUGUGCAACAUCCAGGGGCGAAGAAUGUUCAAUAACAGGCCCCUGUGCAACAUCCAGGGAAGGAGAAUCUUCAACAACAGGCCCCUGUGCAACAUCCAGGGGCGAAGAAUGUUCAAUAACAGGCCCCUGUGCAACAUCCAGGGAAGGAGAAUCUUCAACAACAGGCCCCUGUGCAACAUCCAGGGGCGAAGAAUGUUCAAUAACAGGCCCUGUGCAACAUCCAGGGUAAGUUUUUAG
Messenger RNA from Portunus trituberculatus (swimming crab), 615 nucleotides. RefSeq lists its product as uncharacterized. The record is from RefSeq and is a predicted model, not a curated record. NCBI's taxonomy places the organism in Eukaryota, Metazoa, Arthropoda, Malacostraca, Decapoda, Portunidae. The transcript is spliced from 14 exons. Bases 1 to 615 code for a protein of 204 amino acids.